GGCGCCUGGCAUCUCCCCGAGGCGGCGGCGGAUCCUCGUAGACUACCCACUUCAUCUCCCCAUCCCAACCACCUCUUCCCAAAACGACUCGAGGCUAAAGGGGAAUAGCAAUUGCAAGUCUCUACGAGGUUCCACAGCGGACCAUUCUGAUACGGGAAACCAAUAGACGGCACGGAUGCAUGUCAACCGCAGGAAAUGGCCCCUGACGUCUGCCCGAAGAACAAGGACUGCUUCCGCCCAGAUGUCGACGAUGACGGUUCCCCCGCCGUUCCUCCACGCGUGAUCCAGAAGCCACGUCCAGCGGAUCCCGCUGCUCCAGGUGGACAGACUUUGUUGCUCCUCGUGGAGACACCGGACUCCCGUAACACGAUUGCGCCAAGUGAAGAACACCGACGCCGUGAGCUCCUCUCUGUCUUCCCAACUUCCUCCGGCGUGAAGCCGAGAGCCUCAUAUGUAUUCCGUCCGUCUUUGCCGAGACUACGACCAAUUACAAGUGUUCGGAAUCUGCUCAAGGGGAAGAGCUCUCGAAAUGCGGCUGGGUUGAGGCUUAAGAACAAGGUCUCGGAACAUGCUAUUGCGUCUCAUGAGCUUCAGACUGUCGUAAGAAGUCCAGCUCGCCAAAAUCUCCAAGUCAAUAUCACAGGCUCGGACAUCAGGAACAACCUGCUCAGCCAUGGUCCCCCAGAAGAGGGAGGUUAUGAUCCUGACGCCGAAGUCCUCGAUGACGUCCAGCCGCAAGUAAGAAGUACACCCUCCAAGAGGCCGAGUGUGCAUAGCAUUCUGUGGACACCAUCUUCACACAAGGGAACACCUGGUUCUACCAAAAGCCCCCACCCUCCACCGGCAGGUCGCGGCAAGUUCCCUUACCAACUUUCCUCGUCUGAUACACAACAUUUCACGCCAGGACGUCUCAGUCCUAGCCUGCGCCUUUCCUCACAGUCGAAACGGAAGCUGGGAAAAUCGCCGUCGUCCACCUCUAUCACGACUCCUACGCCCACGCCACGCGUGUCUCCACGACUUUCCAGUUUUGCCAACACUGAUCCAGAAGAUGUUUCUUGGGCUGAAUCGCUGCACAAGAACCUGCACAUCCCUAUAUCUACCACGUAUGAUCCUUUCGGGUCUGCUCCGCUCAACGCCUCACUCAGACUGGGCUUCCGCUCUUGGUCAGAGAUUGACGCCCCAGGAGUCACGGACUACCCCCACACGGCCGUUGAGCUACAGGCGAAAGUGCAGAAUCGCAGUAAGCAAGUCGAUGCCUCUCCCGCACCUAUUGAAAAUCAGAAUGCUUCUUUAUGGACACGCAAAAUUGAGGCUUCCCGUGAGUCGUUGCACCUGCACAGCAUGCGCAUUUCUCAUCAUCUCCGCUUCGGGUCUCUGCGUUCCGGAGAAGACCAAUCCGACCCUCAAGAACAGUUAUCAUUACGCCACUCUACUUCGGAGGAGAACCACGAUUUGACUACCAUUAAGCACCCUAAAGGCGACCGCCAGGGCUCUAGUUCUGGUUUUUCAAGCUUACAGGUGCCUACUAAAUGGGGUAAGGUGGUCGGGUCUCACCAUCAACGAGAUGGUUCUUCCUUAUACUCCAGCCGACCCCACAGUCCGCUGGAUAGUCGGGAUGGCUCCGGUGCCAAUUUAUCAGCGCGUGCCCGGGAUGAUGACCCCACUAACCAUAUGGCUUCUAACCCUACAAAAUAUCCUCCGGUUCGUCCAGCUAGGCAUAACGAGAAUCACAAACGAACGCAAAAGGUCGAUGCUGCAGAUCCACAUACUGCAGAUCAGAGACAUAUAGUCCGCCCAACACAAUCCGAGUCUGCGAAGACCCAUAGUUUUGGCGUCGCAAAGAAGACUAGGUUCAGGGAAGUGCUCAGUCCAACCACGUCGCGGAAAAGGUCCCUCCCGGCCGUCUCAGUAAUGAACGUGCUUCGUCCCCGCAAGAGCCGAAGAAGCCAAAGCACUGGGAAUCUCAAAGAAGCAGACGUCGGCACGGAUGGGGCCUCCCAUGACCCUCCGUCGCAGAAUGCCCGAGAACAACGGGCCAUCAAGACAAUGGUGAGCUUUCAGAAAGAGAGAGACGCGGUGGGAAAUGAGAAGAAGGAGGCAAAUCCCGUCUGGGAACGUGCAUUCAAGUCCUACCAAGAGGAGAGAGCAGCAUUUCUCCUACCUGGCCACAAGGACCCAGGAGCAGUGGGGCCGAUCCGAGAACGGAGUGGCAGCAUGAAUACUCGUUCGACCAUCUCCCGUCCCGCAAGCAAGCAUGAUUCUGAUCCAGUUCCACCUCCCGUCGCCCCUAUCACCGUUGGAGCAGAGAACGUCGAUUGCAGGCCUGCGACUGGGGUGCCGAUGACAAAGACAGCUUUUGAUCUUCACAUCAAUGAGUUACGACAUGCGUUUGAGAACCAAAAAGACGAUUUUGAUACAUUAGGCGCAUGGGGCCGCUACCCUUCUCACACACGUGAAGGGCGCACCGGCAGCGCGGGUCCGGCGGAUUCGGUGAAGUGUCGUGAUUUUGCCUUGGAAGCUGCAAUAUGGUUCGCCGAUGAGAAAGACAAUGCUGGGGAAGGGGAAGGGAAUGCGGGAUAUGGAAAGCCGCACCUCAAGAAACGUCGUCAUUUCUUUACCCCACCAGCAGGAAGGAAGCGGAGGAAGAAGCCUGACAGUGCGGGCGUUACCAAGAGUGCGUCUAUGACCUUCGCAAAGACAUUGUUUAAAGACUAUUCGAGGGUUUUCACGUCUCCGAGCACCGAAUUUCAGCGUCACGGUCAUGGCCAUCGUACCUCAAUUGCUGCUGGGGGCACCUUGGAGUUCCCAGAAUUGGAAAUCCUCCCAGAUGUGUGGAGGCCCCCUGAAGAACUAAGAAAAAGUCAUCGUCCCAGGGAUUCUGACGACGAGAAUCAAGCUAAUGGGCACAUUCGCGUAACGAAUUAUCGGAAAUACAUUCCUCCCAGGACGCCGGAUAAGAGGACUGAUGUCAGUCCGCCCUGGCCACUACCCUUGGAUCCUGAUCUGGCGCUCGACGGAAGAGCGGACGGAGCUACUUCUAAAGAUCAGGCAGGUCGCUGGUCUAUUUACUACAAGGACUGCAUUCCCGCUCAUGCCGACCAGAGCGGAGAUUCUGCGACCAUGUCCCAGCCAGAUUUGAAUGCGCUGGACAGAUUCCAAAAGUCCCUGGAGAGCAACGUCGGACCGCUGGGUUCGCGUCGUCAUUCGUUCGAUUGCCAGCGCGAUAAUGGCCGAGAUGAAAUACAACUCGGUCGCUUCAGCUCGAUGCAUAGCCGUAAUGUUAGUGGGCUGAGUAGGGUUAGCCUGGCCACUGGAGUCAGCGGUGUUCCAAGCUUCUUGUCCCAGGAAGUGGGGGAUUGUGGCGCCUCGAGGAGCAUGUAUCAGUUGAGGAGGAGCACUUUGGAUCUGCUGGAUCAGUGCCGGGAGCAGGAGGGGAAGGAGAGGGAACGGGUUUUGAGUAUGUUGAGGGUUGGGAGUGAGACGUGUGCAUCUGGGUGAAUGGAGGUGGAUAGGAGACGUGUGGUGAGGAUUUGGACGCGAGUGCACACUUGUAGGUGCAGGCAAAGGAGGAGUAGCUGGGGAGGGGUACUCCUAUCUCCAGGUUCGUGGUCAGUUUACGGUAUUAAAAUACACUUGAGUAUGCCCC
This is a messenger RNA of Westerdykella ornata, 3646 nucleotides long. RefSeq lists its product as uncharacterized. The record is from RefSeq and is a predicted model, not a curated record. Bases 196 to 3498 code for a protein of 1100 amino acids. NCBI's taxonomy places the organism in Eukaryota, Fungi, Ascomycota, Dothideomycetes, Pleosporales, Sporormiaceae. The transcript has 2 exons.